Molecule: messenger RNA, 969 nt
Organism: Zophobas morio
Lineage: Eukaryota; Metazoa; Arthropoda; Insecta; Coleoptera; Tenebrionidae
Exons: 11
Cellular component (GO): cytoplasm
Molecular function (GO): ATP binding; ATP hydrolysis activity
Source: RefSeq, a predicted model, not a curated record
CCACUUUUGAAAAAAAUAGUGGAAGAUAUUAAAAACUUUAAAAAUACACUUCUUGUUAUCGACAAUUUGGAGUGUUUGAGCGAUUCCGGAAAUUCAAGCGCUGUAGGAAAAAAAAUAAUGAUGGAACUUGAAUCAUUAUUGGCCGAAAGAAUUUCGCGCGAAGAUAGAAGGAGAAUUUGCUUGGAAUUCGGUAUAAGUUCUGAUGCUUCCGAGUUUUUAUCGAAAAAAACUAUUGGAUUUUCGCCUCGUGAUUUAUACCGCCUUUUUCGUUGUUCUACUGCCCUGCGGGUCUUGCACCCAACUUAUAGCGAGCUUGAAUUAUAUGAUUUGGGGCUGAAGGAGUUCUCUUUGGACACUAAAUAUCUUGAAAAGCAUGAAAACUUUAAGAAUCUUGAAGAACUUGGAGGAUACGAGCACGUGAUACAAUCAUUGACGGAAUCUCUUAUAUGGCCGCUUUUAAACAAUACAAUGUUUCAAAAAUUGGGCAUCAAGCCGUCUUUGGGACUUCUUUUGAUUGGGCCGUCAGGCUGUGGAAAGACCACAUUAGCCAAAGCAAUUUUAAAAAAAUAUUCCAUUCCGAUUUUUAGCCUUAAAUGUUCUGAUUUGUUCAGCAAAUAUGUUGGGGAAAGUGAAGCUGCAGUUAAAGAUUUGUUUUGGCAGGCUCGAGCGGUUCGGCCGUGUUGCAUAUUUUUAGACGAAAUAGACGCUUUCGCUGUUUCGCGAGAUACGAUAAACGAUACGACUGGAGUGUAUAAGAGAGUUUUGUGCCAACUUUUGAGUGAAAUGGACGGCAUUGAAGAACGGAAAGGUGUAUUCAUUUUAGGCGCAACCAAUCGAAGUAUAAGCGAACUAGAUCCGGCCAUCAUCCGUCCUGGACGUCUCGAGAAAAUUCUUGAAUUGCCUUUUCCAACUCACGAGGAUGCUGUGGAUAUCAUAAAAAAAGUUGUGCGCAAUAUAAAUAUUGCUGGG